AGCCCCAGGGUUGCCAAGGGAGGGCCCAGACCGAAGAAGGUUUGGUGGAUAGCAGAACCUUUUUGUCUCCCUCUAAUUGCUCCUAAGCCUCACACUCCCUUGCCCCGCGUGUCCUGUUGCUUCCCUGAUCUUCUCCGUGACCUGUAGCUAAACCUUCCACCAGCGCUUGAGAACUUAAUUUGACCCGGAUCCUUUCCCAGACCCCUUUCUUCUCCUCCUCCUCCUCCACCUCCUCCAGGUGCCCAACAGCCCCCUUCUCCUUUCCCUUCCCUUACUUCCCCCCUUCCCCUCCCCUUCCCCUCCCCCUCCCCUCCCCCUCCCCAACUCAGAUCCGGCCCCGGUCCCCGUCCCCUUCCUUCCCCCGUGCCCUGAGCCACCUCCACCUCUGUCCUGGCCGCCUCAGGGCGCCCUGAAAGGACCAGGACAUGCGUCUGCGGUGGUGGCUCCUCUUUUGGCUCCUGCUGGGAUUUAUCAGCCAUCAUCCCACCCCUGUUAUCAAUACUCUGGCUGUCUAUCGUCAUCGUGAGACUGACUUUUGUGGAGGAGUUCGAGACCACCCUGGCCAACAUGGCAAAACCCCAUCUCCACAAAAAUUGGAUAAUUUGAUAAUUAUCAUUAUUGAGUUUCUGAGACCUUACACAUUUACCAUUCUCUUCUGCACAAAUUACCUUUGUUUGUCUUUCCUGAAGACUAUCUUCCAGUCUGAAAAUGGACAUGAUGGAUCCACGGAUGUACAGCAGAGAGCCUGGAGGUCCAACCGACGUAGACAGGAAGGAAAUAAAAUUGGCCUGAAAGACGUCAUUACUCUACGGAGACAUGUGAAAAGAAAAUUUAGAGCUAAAAUCCGUAAGAGGAAGGUGACAACGAAAAUCAACCAUCAUGACAAAAUCAAUGGAAAGAGGAAGACCGCCAGAAAACAGAAAAUGUUUCAACGUGCACAAGAGUUGCGGCGGCGGGCAGAGGACUACCACAAAUGCAAAAUCCCCCCUCCUGCAAGAAAGCCUCUUUGCAACCGGGUCAGAAUGGCGGCAGCGGAGCAUCGUCAUUCUUCAGGAUUGCCCUACUGGCCCUACCUCACAGCUGAAACUUUAAAAAACAGGAUGGGCCGCCAGCCACCUCCUCCAACUCAACAACGUUCUAUAACGGAUAACUCCCUGAGCCUCAAGACACCUCCCGAAUGUCUCCAUCGUCCCCUUCCACCCUCAGUGGAUGAUAAUAUCAAGGAGUGUCCUCUUGCUCCUCUUCCACACUCUCCUCUUCCACCCUCAGUGGAUGAUAAUCUGAAGGAGUGUCUCCUUAUCCCUCUUCCACCCUCUCCUCUUCCACCCUCAGUGGAUGAUAAUCUGAAGGAGUGUCUCCUUGCUCCUCUUCCACCCUCUCCUCUUCCACCCUCAGUGGAUGAUAAUCUGAAGGAGUGUCUCCUUGCUCCUCUUCCACCCUCUCCUCUUCCACCCUCAGUGGAUGAUAAUCUGAAGGAGUGUCUCCUUGCUCCUCUUCCACCCUCAGUGGAUGAUAAUCUGAAGGAGUGUCUCCUUGCUCCUCUUCCACCCUCAGUGGAUGAUAAUCUGAAGGAGUGUCUCCUUGCUCCUCUUCCACCCUCUCCUCUUCCACCCUCAGUGGAUGAUAAUCUGAAGGAGUGUCUCCUUGCUCCUCUUCCACCCUCAGUGGAUGAUAAUCUGAAGGAGUGUCUCCUUGCUCCUCUUCCACCCUCAGUGGAUGAUAAUCUGAAGGAGUGUCUCCUUGCUCCUCUUCCACCCUCUCCUCUUCCACCCUCAGUGGAUGAUAAUCUGAAGGAGUGUCUCCUUGCUCCUCUUCCACCCUCAGUGGAUGAUAAUCUGAAGGAAUGUCUCCUUGCUCCUCUUCCACCCUCUCCUCUUCCACCCUCAGUGGAUGAUAAUCUGGAGGAGUGUCUCCUUGCUCCUCUUCCACCCUCAGUGGAUGAUAAUCUGAAGGAGUGUCUCCUUGCUCCUCUUCCACCCUCUCCUCUUCCACCCUCAGUGGAUGAUAAUCUGAAGACUCCUCCCUUAGCUACUCAGGAGGCUGAGGCGGAAAAACCACCGAAACCCAAGAGGUGGAGGGUGGAUGAGGUGGAACAAUCACCAAAACCCAAGAGGCGGAGGGCGGAUGAGGUGGAACAAUCGCCCAAGCUCAAGAGGCAGAGGGAGGCCGAGACACAAUUACCCAAACCCAAGAGGCGGAGGGCGGAUGAGGUGGAACAAUCGCCCAAGCUCAAGAGGCAGAGGGAGGCCGAGACACAAUUACCCAAACCCAAGAGGCGGAGGUUGAGUAAGCUGAGAACACGCCAUUGCACUCAAGCCUGGGCAAUAAGAAUAAAUCCGUGGGUCGAAAAAAAGAAAAAAAUCAAAAAAUAAAACAAAACCCACACUCCAAAAACAAACUAACAAAGAAUAAAUAAAUAAUAUAAAAAUAAAAUAAA
Messenger RNA from Pan troglodytes (chimpanzee), 2437 nucleotides. RefSeq names its product nuclear pore complex-interacting protein family member B8-like. The coding region runs from base 426 to 2372 and encodes 648 amino acids. Lineage: Eukaryota; Metazoa; Chordata; Mammalia; Primates; Hominidae. The transcript is spliced from 7 exons. The record is from RefSeq and is a predicted model, not a curated record.